Molecule: messenger RNA, 2487 nt
Organism: Westerdykella ornata
Lineage: Eukaryota; Fungi; Ascomycota; Dothideomycetes; Pleosporales; Sporormiaceae
Product: FabD/lysophospholipase-like protein
Exons: 3
Coding region: 196-2076 (626 amino acids)
Biological process (GO): arachidonate metabolic process
Cellular component (GO): membrane
Source: RefSeq, a predicted model, not a curated record
GGCGGGCCUCGGGAAGACAUUGUGUCUCUCACAUGCGCAACCGACAUUCACACAUCCACUUUUGCUAUACCGGUUUCCCUUCCCUAUCCCUCACGACUCGUGGAAAUCCCGCUUCUGGGCGUCUAGUUACUCGCUAGUACAUACAUCUCACGGCUCCGCGCUUCUGACAUUACGCCCACUUCGCAACAGAGAGUCAUGGCUCACAACGGAGUCCGGCGGAAGGAUACUACCAAAGGACCGCCUCUGCGUAUCCUAUCACUGGAUGGCGGAGGCGUUCGAGGAUACUCCAUGCUUAUCAUUCUGCAAGAGCUCAUGCACAGGACGUUUGUGGAAAUCGAGGGCAGGGCGCCGAAGCGACACGAAAUCCCGAAACCAUGCGACCACUUCGACCUGAUUGCGGGAACGGGGACGGGCGGCUUGAUUGCGAUUAUGCUGGGGAGGCUACGGUUGGACAUCGAUACGUGCAAGGACGUUUACGUGCGCAUGACGAAGAGGGUGUUUGAGACGGAUAAGACUUUUGCCGGCAUACCGUAUCGGUCAACACUCUUCAAGGCGUCGAAGCUGGAAGAGGCCAUCAUGGAGUGCGUUCGGGAGCACACAGUCUACGAUGAUGAAGGGCGGGACGUCGAAGGCGAUACUUUCUCGAGGACAGACCUCCGUACGCCUAUGACACCAGGAAGCGCAGUGCCAACCAUGUCGCGGAGCCCUAGCACGGCGAGUCGGUACAGCCAGAUUGGCGCUACUCCUCUUAGCCUGCGCGUUGCCGCGCUUAAGUAUGGUAACCCUCAUGCGAAGCUCUACGAUCAUAGGGAGAACCGCACAAAAACCGCUGUCACUGCAGUGUAUAAAGGGAGCACGAAGACAGGUACGGGUCAAAUCCUCCUUCGGUCCUACGACUCGCGAAAAGAAACCGCUGUUGAGCCUGAUGCGACAAUAUGGCAAGCCGGUCGAGCGACAUGUGCAACUGCUUUAGCAUUCAAACCUAUCCAGAUUGGCCAGUCUGUUUUCCUCGAUGAAGGCGUCGGCAAGUACAACCCUGCACCACAAAUCCUUGAUGAAGCCGUCUGCAAUGAAUGGCCAGGACGUGAGGUGGGCGUGUUCAUUAGCAUCGGCACCGGUAAACGGCCAGAAGGCACAAAUCAGCAGCAGCAUCUCUGGUGGGAAGGCUUUGUUUCCAGUGGUAUGGGUGAUUUUGCGGAAGCCAGGCGGAAGCUCAUCAAUAAGAUCGAAGACUGCGAGAGGAUCCACUUGUCCAUGAAGGAGCACCUUGCGAAGCGCCAAGUUAAUCCAGAGAACUAUUACCGCCUCAACGUCAACGUUGGUGUCGGCGAGUUCGGCAUGAAUGAGUGGAAUCGACUUUCCGACAUCAGCACGAAUACCCGCAUUUACCUGGCCGAGGCUGAAGUUCAGAGCAAGAACGUCGAUGCCGCCUCUAAACUUGCACGGAUCUACCGUGCCAAAAUGAGGUGGGAGCGUCUAGAGAAGCUCCGAGAUUCCGGCGCCAUCACAUAUCAGAACCCGUGGGAACGACCUCUUCCACAGGCGCCAGACGCUCAUCCUAUGGCCGUCGAACUACCAGCCGAAGAUGUCGACCCCAACCUUCAAGCUCAGUACCAGCAUCAUCCAGCAAUGCUCACUCCGAGAACAUACCCUCCACCUCCGCCAGCCGCUGAAACCGAGAAAUUCACCGUCAUUUCCUCAGACGAAUACCCUCAACCCUCCUCCAGCCUUGAACCCCGCCACUCGGGAGAACUGGUCUCGAACCGCCGAUCCCAAGAAAUAUUUAGCACCUCCCACGGAGGUGCAAGCCCACUCCACAACUCGCCUAGACUCAGCGUGACGAAUGUCGAUGGACAGCCGCCUCUACCCCCACGCCAGACUCCGCCCCCACUUCCUCCGAAGACACCCCUUCAGAGCGAGAGGCCAUCGUCGACAGUGUUUGUAACUCCACCCAUCAUUCCGCCGGCCGGCUCAACGCUACAGCGACCACCGCAGGGCGUGCAGUUGCCGUAUCCGGUCGAGGAUGGACCGCCGCCUGUGGUUAAUAAGGCGAGGAAGCCAGAGUUUACGCGGUAGUAUGUAUGCUAUAUGUCGGAUUCUUCGUGUUUCUUCAUGAGUGUGUCACAUUCAUUCUGAUGUCACGUGUAUACGAGGUUACGACUUUUAUCUGCUUAUGCCCGGUUGGGUAUCUUUUUGGUUGAUUGUGAGCGUUGAGAGCUUGGUUUUCUGCAUACGGCGUGGAGAAGUGUGGGCAGUGUGUGAGUUGUGGCUUUGAAUAGAUACCCAUUGAUGUUCGAUAAAGCGGUUUUGCAGGCUUGGAUAGGAUAAUUCGGACGACGGAGACUUAUGAAUUGAAGAUCGUGUCCGUUUGAUGAAGCAAGUAUAGUGAUGGUGGUGAUCAGCUGGAGAUGACGGGAGUUGUUCGAAAAAGAAAAGUUCACCAUCGAUGUUCUCCCAAGUCUGUUUCAAAGAUACCGAUGAUGUACA